AUGAACUUAUGGGCUACCAUAACGCCAACGUGGCAAGUUAUCGACCAACUUAACUCUUUUUCACGCCAUUCUGUGGAAGAAUUCGCCUGGAACUCUUCGGAUUGGCCUUCCCCACUAGGGCUGACGAUGUAUUUCAAAGUUAUCAGUCGGAUUUCGAGCUGUUGGAUGCUGCGCAAAAUGUGGUCGGUCAACUACACUGGCCAGUAUAUCCGUGCCCUCAUCCAAAAUGGAAAGCGAACUCGGAGUGUCAGAACACAGCCUUGCUAUGGCCCAAGGGGCGGAGGAGGCGGCGCGAGUACCUUUCAGCUUGACCACCACAUGACAGAUAUCCUAUACGGUAGAAUCCUUAUCUGGGAUGGUUUGAGGGUUCCCCCUAUAGCAGUGACGAAUGGGUCCUCGAUCCCAGGCGGGAAUAGGAAGCGAGGCAGUGCAAACACUAGAGAAUAA
This is a messenger RNA of Histoplasma capsulatum G186AR, 447 nucleotides long. RefSeq lists its product as uncharacterized. The record is from RefSeq and is a predicted model, not a curated record. Lineage: Eukaryota; Fungi; Ascomycota; Eurotiomycetes; Onygenales; Ajellomycetaceae. The transcript has 5 exons. The coding region runs from base 1 to 447 and encodes 148 amino acids.